This is a messenger RNA of Amphimedon queenslandica, 1599 nucleotides long. Its product is annotated as SCAN domain-containing protein 3-like. The coding region runs from base 1 to 1599 and encodes 532 amino acids. The record is from RefSeq and is a predicted model, not a curated record. Lineage: Eukaryota; Metazoa; Porifera; Demospongiae; Haplosclerida; Niphatidae. The transcript is spliced from 3 exons.
AUGUCUCUUCCACAGUGGCUUGGAAAACGAUCACGAAGGGAAGACUCCCCAUCUUCAUCAUCUGAUGAAUCACUAGAGCAAACAAGUGAUGGAGCAGAGAGUACAUCUACAUCAUCAAGUAGUAGCACAAAGCGUUAUGUGAAGUCUUGGGAAAGAACAUUCCGUGGGUCUACUAUGAACCUGUCACAUAGCCAUAUUGAGGCAAUCCAGAAAGAAGCAGCCAGUACAAGUUGUCCUAGUCUUCCAGCUAUGGUGCGGCAAAGAAUGGAAUUAAAAAAGGAAGCUAUUAUUUCUGCUAUGCGCAACAUAUACUGGAUUGCAACAGAGGAAGUGGCACUACUUAAGUAUGAGUCGUUAAAUGAGCUUGUACAGAUCCGAGGAUGUGCUGCAUUGAAAGAACUAUUUGUCACUAAAAAUGCACAAUAUUCCAGUCAUCAAAUUGCUGAAGAAAUGCUUGAAGCGAUAUCUUCCUGUAUUGAAGAAUCAACAGAUCUUUCACUUCAAGCUAGUCCAUUUAUUGGAGUCAUGGUUGAUGAAUGUACUGACAUUGCUACUGUAUCUAAUCCGAUUGUUUAUGCUAAAACAUUCAAAGAUGGAGAUGUUCAUACUAACUUUUUGAAGUGUAUGCAGAUGGAAGAAGAUAAAGCUAUUACUCUUGAGAAGGUAUUAGGUCUUAGCACUGAUGGUGCACGAGCAAUGACAGGUUUAAGAGAGGGACUAACUGGUUACAUGAAAAGAGCAAAUCCAUAUAUUGUACCCAUUCAUUGCAUUGCAUACCGCCUCUCACUUGCUACUAGCCAAGCAUCUAAACAAAUCACUUGCUUACAGAGAUAUAAGAGAGUACUCGUUUCUAUUUACUCUUACUUCAGUCACUCUUCAGUAAGGUUAGACAGGCUUCGAGAAAUUCAAAAUGUUCUUGAUAGUCCAGUUCUAAAAUACAAGCAACUUUAUUAUGUUCGCUGGCUAAGUUUACAUAUUGCUGUAUCUGCUGUUCAACGUACACUUCCUGCACUUAUUAGUUUUUUUGACAAUGAAGCCAGUCAAUAUGAAGACCCUGCAGCUAGAGGACUUACUAAGCAACUAUCAACUUACCAGUUCAUUACCACAACAAAUCUUUUGUGUGAUGUACUCGAUAUAAUUACAAGACUAAGCAAGAUCUUUCAAGGAACAAAUAUUGCUUUUUCUAUCAUACAGCUAAUGGUGAAUUCGGCAAUAAGAGCAUUACAGACACUGCAGAGUAGUCCUGGUCCUCACCUGGCAUCAUUUCUAGAAGAGAUUGGCAGUGAAGAAGGUCAAGUUAUCUACAAGCAACAAACAAUAGAAGUCAACUCAACACAAAAAGCUAGUUUUGAGACAGUUAAAUCCUCAUUUAUUGAUGAGAUAAUAAAGAACCUGAAGACCAGAUUCCCCCAAGUGGAGUUGAUGACAGCAAUAAAAAUACUAGACCCUAGGAACCUACCUAAAAAGGAUGACAAAAUAGAUAGUUAUGGAGACAGUGAGUUAGAUGUCUUGCUGCAAUACUAUACUAACAACAACACAAAUUCAGAAGCUGAAUCAGUCGUUCAACAUUCAACAGUGCCAUUUGACGUGACUACAUAA